AAAAAAAAACGUCGUUUCCGACCCGGAUCGCCUUCCUCAGGUUCCCGUUCCCUCCCUCCCCGUCGCCGCGAGCAGCGAACUUCCAAGAUCACGGUCGAGCACCGGCACCGGCACCGGCGCAUCGAAGAAUUUACUUCUGGGUUCCAGCUCUUUUCUAACGCUUCCUGCGGACAUGAAUUCGCCGACCGUUUUCAUCUCCGUCGUCGCAUUGGUCCUGCUGUCCAACGGUUCUCUCCGCGCGUCGUCCUCGACUUCGCCGCCCAAAGACCCGUUUCUCGGGAUAGCUCCUGAAGAUGUGAAAUAUUACGGUUCAUCGAACAGGAUCGAGUGUAAGGAUGGGUCGAAGAAAUUCAGCAGAGCCCAGGUCAAUGACGAUUUCUGCGACUGCCCGGAUGGCACAGAUGAGCCAGGAACAUCAGCAUGCCCAAAUGGAAAAUUUUAUUGUCGGAAUGCAGGACAUGUUCCUGUCAUUAUAUUUUCUUCAAGAGUAAAUGAUGGCAUUUGUGACUGCUGUGAUGGGAGUGACGAAUACGGUGAUAAAGUGAAGUGCCUGAAUACAUGUCGGGAAGCUGGAAAAGCAGCACGAGAUGAGCUGAAGAAAAAAAUUGCUGUGUACCAGGAGGGCGUUGCCAUACGUAAACAGGAAGUGGAACAGGCUAAAGUAGCUCUUGCAAAAGACAAGGAAGAAUUCUCAAAACUGAAAAGUGAGGAGAAAGUACUGAAAGUGCAGUUUGAACAGCUUAAAGAGCGCAAAGAACAAAUAGAGAAAGCAGAGGAGAAAGAACGAAUGAGAAAAGAAAAAGAAGAGAGGGAAAAAAGAGAAGCUGAGGAGAAAGCUGGCAAAGAGAAAACCAAAACAGCUGAGGAAAUCGAUCGAGAGAGAAUUGAAAAGGGUGGAGGAGGUGAAAGUGAUACGUCAACUACAGAGAGUAUGCUUGAUGAAAGGAUUGGACUUGUGGAUGAUUAUCCAUCUGACCAGGAUUUGGAAGAAGAUUUGGCGGCAGAACAUGAUCAUCUAUCGACUGGAGUCCAAGAUAAGGGAAUUACUCAUGCUGUGGAAGAGAAAGAUGAGUUUUUAACACCGGCAAAUGAGGAAGAGUCAAUUGUUUCAUCUGAACCUAUUGUUGAUGCUGAAAGCAAGGGAGAUGACGCAUCUGAGAAUGCUGAGGAACUGUCAAAGGAAGAGUUGGGUCAACUUGUUGCUUCUCGUUGGACAGGGGAGAAGACAAGAAGGAAAGCGGGGAAGACUUUGCAAGAGAUAAUAAUAAUGAGGCACAAAGUAGGGAGAUCCCAAAAGACACGCGUGAUGGUAUUGAUGAUAUAUGCGUUAGAAACUGCUGACAGCGAAAAGAAUGAGUAUGAUAAUGUGGAAGAUGCGUUUGAUGAAGAUUCUGCAGUGAACGAUCAUUAUGAUUUCAGUUCUCAUUACAAAGAUGGAUCAGAUAGUGACUCAGACGAUGAAUUUGACUUUGAAGAUAUCGCAAUCCAGAAGUUCUUUUCUUGGGUAGAGAAGAUGAAGAAAAUGUUGCGGGGAAUUCUUCGAGCUAUCAAUAUAUUCCAGACUCCAGUUGACAUAUCUGGGGCUGCUCAUGUACGCAAGGAAUAUGAUGAAUUGAGUACAAAAUUAUCUAAGAUCCAGUCAAGAAUAUCAAGCUUGUCACAAAAGCUGAAACAGGAUUUCGGCCCAGAAAAGGAGUUCUAUUCAUACUAUGGUCGCUGUUUUGAGAGCAAACAGAAUAAGUACAUUUACAAAGUGUGCCCCUUUAAAGAAGCUUCCCAGCAGGAAGGGCACUCUACAACUCGCUUGGGGAAGUGGGACAAAUUUGACGACAGUUACAGAGUCAUGGUCUUCUCAGCCGGUGACAAUUGUUGGAAUGGUCCUGACAGAAGUAUGAAGGUGAAGCUGAGAUGUGGGCUGAAAAAUGAGGUUGCUGAUGUAGAUGAACCAAGUCGUUGCGAAUAUGAAGCAAUGAUAUCCACUCCAGCUCUUUGCAAAGAAGAUAAACUGAAGGAACUUCAAGAUAAGCUAGACACAAUGAGCAGAGAACUGAUGGAAGGCCAUGACGAACUAUAAUAAAUGGAUGGAAUCAAUGAGUCGGAGAUUCCUUUCGGAUGCUGACUUAUCGAGCCUGUACUACCCACUUUGUUCAUAAGAGGUUUACACGUAACAUUUAGUAAAAGGAGCGACAUGUGCAGCUUCUUCCAGCUUUGUUCAUAAGAGGCUUACAUGUAACAUCUAGUAAAGGAGUGACUUGUGCAGCCUUCUUCAGUUGAGCUUCGUCAUGGUUACCAGGCUGGAAACUUUAGCAUUCUCAGGAGCACGUUGAUUACUGGAGCUGUCAAAUGGGUAAAUGGCGGGAUCAGGACAGGAAGCUUUCGACAUGACUGCAGCAUGAGAAGGAUUUUCAUGUAAGAGAUAAGAGGGGCCCUAUGGAGAACGUAUACAGCUCUGAACAUGGUUUUUCUUUUGACUGUAUACAGCUCUUUUGCAGAUCAAUAUCGGGCUUUUCAGAUGCCGAACCACAGUUUACUAGUUUGAAUGUUAUAUUGUGCAGAAGACGCAAUCGGUAAUUUAUGGUGACGACUUUUGCUGUA
This is a messenger RNA of Eucalyptus grandis, 2595 nucleotides long. RefSeq names its product glucosidase 2 subunit beta. Gene Ontology annotation, cellular component: glucosidase II complex. Lineage: Eukaryota; Viridiplantae; Streptophyta; Magnoliopsida; Myrtales; Myrtaceae. Gene Ontology annotation, molecular function: protein binding. The record is from RefSeq and is a predicted model, not a curated record. Gene Ontology annotation, biological process: N-glycan processing.